GGCUGCCUAUCCUCACAAGACCUAGCCGCCAAAGCGAAGCUCUCUCCGUCGACCAAACCUCCAUCCAGUCAUCCAAAUCACCACAAGCUCUGCCCGAAUCACCCAAAUCACCAGUCAUCCAUCGAUCGAAUCACCAUCGCCCAGAGGAGCCAGCUGUGACAAGGCAGGCGGAGCGUCGGAUAUUGCAUCGCCACCGAUCGCCAAGUCCUCCCCUUGGAGCGACAACAAGAAGCCACGAGUACGUUAGAUCUCGCUGAUUCUCGCCGAAAUACUACACUCUGGUGAGCCCAAUCGUGGCGGAGGGAAACCCUAGAUCGCCAGGAUGUCAAUGUCGAAGAGCUCGAAGAUGCUCCAGUACAUCAACUACCGGAUGCGGGUUACGAUUCAGGACGGCCGGCAGCUGGUCGGUAAGUUCAUGGCGUUCGACCGCCAUAUGAACCUCGUCCUCGGCGACUGCGAGGAGUUCCGCAAGCUCCCGCCGGCGAAGGGGAAGAAGAACAAUGAGGAGCGAGAGGACCGUCGCACUCUCGGUCUCGUCCUGCUCCGAGGCGAGGAAGUCGUGUCCAUGACCGUCGAAGGCCCCCCUCCUCCAGAAGAGUCGCGCGCUAAGUCGGUGGCUGCUAGUGCGAUUCCCGGUCCCGGAAUCGGUCGCGCGGCGGGGCGUGGAAUUCCGACGGCUCCUCUCAUCCAAGCCCAGCCUGGACUCGCCGGACCGGUUCGCGGAGUCGGUGGCCCUGCUCCUGGAAUGAUGCAGCCGCAAAUCUCGCGUCCUCCCGUCCCCAACAUGUCUGCUCCGCCGAUGAGUUACCCAGCUCCGCAACCGGGUGGCCCGCCGGUUAUCCGGCCACCGGGGCAGAUGCCACCUAUGCAGUACCCGGGACAAGGGCCGCCGAUGGGCCGUGGUCCUCCGCCGCAGGGUCCGCCUCAGUUUGCUCCCAGGCCACCGCAGCAGGGGUUCCCUAUGCCUCCACAGUUUGCGCAGAGACCGAUGGGAAUGCCUCCACCACAGGGUCCGCCUAUGAUGAGAGGGCCUCCUCCUCCUCCAAGACCUGGAAUGCAAGCCCCACCGCCGCCGCGCCCUGGCAUGCCGCCUCCUCCUGGUGGUGUGUUUGGACCCCCACGACCUGGCAUGCCCCCGCCUCCACCUAAUCAGCAGCAACAAAAUCAACAGCAAUGAUUAAAAUAUGUUGACAUGAAGCAGGAUCGUGUUUGUCAAGGAUGCUUUGGAAAAUCGGCAAGAGUGUAGAAGAGUGUCACUUCAGGCUCUCCGCGGAUUUUGGUGCCAUUUGAUGAUGAUGUUGCUGAGGGUUUCUGCUACUUAUUUGGAUGUUUGGUAGAGCUAUGAAAACUGUUCUGUGCAUCUUUGGUUGCGCAUUUUGUAAUGUGGAUUUCACAUCUUGUUAUACCAGUAGAGCUUGUUAAUGUGGAGCCUUAAAAGAUCUGCUGCUCGAGUAUGAAUGACCAACCUAAAUAUGUAGUGUCGACUGUCAGUUCUCCAGGCAAUUUUGUAAUACAUGGAAAGAACCGAACUACCUCGCUGCUAUUCGGAUUGCUUGGCAUGAAUUGAGUAAUGGUUUGGAAGUUCAUUCCUUAUUUUAGGUGGUGCUCGACCCACAAGGAUCCUGAU
Messenger RNA from Linum tenue, 1627 nucleotides. NCBI's taxonomy places the organism in Eukaryota, Viridiplantae, Streptophyta, Magnoliopsida, Malpighiales, Linaceae. The record is from the annotation of a GenBank genome assembly.